UAUUUCCCUCCUCUUCUCAAUCCCAUGCGACAGCUGAGAAUGAGGUGUCUUUUGCCUACCUAAGUAUCUACGGAAUUUACGAUUUGUGCUGGAUUCCGUGGAUUACGGUACGUACGAAGUGCCUAGGUACUAUCUAUCUCUCUACGGAGUAUCUACUUGCAGCAUUCAGACACUCCCUUGCUCUCUUAAUAACAACCAUCUAAGAGGAGGACAAAUCAAAUCAUUUGUUUUGCGGGAAUCCUUUCUUUUACCAUUGACCAUUUUCCAUUUUCCAUUUUCCCUCGAGGCUACUCUACUCUGGCCUAUCCAAGCCCAAGCAAUUUCGAUUCAUCUCUCCUUCUCUCCUUCUUCUCCGUAUUCUUUUCCAUCCGCCAUAAUCAACCUUUCUUUCUUAUCCCUAGCUACCUACUUUUUGACUUUCGUGAAGCAUGGAAAAUGCGUGAUAUGAUGUAUGUACGAUUCUAGUCUCACAUACUACUAUUUACUACCAUCUAUUAUAUCAAUCGCCUCUCCACAAAUCCAUCAUCCGCGCUCCGAAUUUCGUCGGUUUCAUGUGGCGUUUGCUACUACUUCUCAUUUGUUCUUUAGCUGUUGCUCAAUAAGCAUUUUACGAACUCCUCUUACCCCCCCCGGAACUUCCAGAGCAUUUCAUUCACUUGCUCAAACCCAACUCAAACCGUAGACUCCGUCCCUCUUCCUUUCUUUCCUCUCAACAUCAACAAUUACCACCCUUUCCUCGAAACUUCACCAUCUCUUCAAUUCGAACUAUUUGCCUCUUGGGGAAUCUGCUCACACACAAUCUUUCAAUUGCCCCAUACAACCUUGCAUGGUUCAAAUAUUCAAAAUCGAAAAAAAACUACCGCCCAUUCGCGAUCUCCUGGCCGACUCUUCCGGUACCAAAUUAAGUUGUCAUAAGCGACCAUUCUAAAAGUACCAGACCUUCUACUGUGUGGACCUUUGUUAUAACGAUACUUCUUACCGUUGCUCGUCGAUAUUAAUUUCGUCUCUUUCGAAAGUUCUAGUCGAGUCUCAAUUGUUUCAAUCGUCUUGUCUCUUUCACGAAUUAUACUUCAACGUCUGAAUUCUUUCAAACACUGGCGGACAUAUUCACCUUGCCUGCGGGCUCUUGCCUCAAACUGGGCUUCCGCCCCAAUCACAAACGAUCGCAAUCAUGCCGGACGUCGACAUGUACGCAGAACCCGAGGAGGAUGCACCUGAGCCAGGGACGAGGCGAAUGAGAUGGGCCACACAAAGAGUGUCCCCCAAAGGUAGUGAUAAGAAGAGAACAUCGAUAAUGGAUCGGUUGCAUCCGCGUAAGUCGCAAAGUAGUGAGAAGAGAGACUCUGCCGGCGCAAGUUCAAUGGGAACGGAUCUUGACAGGAUACAAGAAGAACAAUCAAAUGAAGCUGCGGAGGAACAGGCGGAGGAUGACGAUAAUGACGGUCAAGGACCUAGAAAGGUUUUCUUUAAUCUUCCGUUGCCACGGGACGCGAUCGACGAGUCGGGUCACCCCUUGGUGCAUUAUAAACGAAACAAAAUCAGAACUGCAAAAUACACUCCUUUGAGUUUCAUACCGAAGAAUAUUUGGUUUCAAUUCCACAACAUCGCGAACGUGUAUUUCUUGUUUUUGAUCAUUCUCACCAUCUUUAGUAUCUUUGGUGCAUCUAAUCCAGGUCUCAACGCUGUUCCCUUGAUUGUUAUUGUCGCAAUUACAGCUAUCAAAGAUGGAAUCGAAGAUUAUCGCAGAACCAUUCUCGACAAUGAAUUGAAUAAUUCGCCCGUUCAUCGCCUUGUUGACUGGAACAACGUAAACGUCAGCGAUGAUGACAUUUCACUAUGGAGGAGAAUCAAAAAGGCUACUUCACGUUGGAUCGUAAGGACACUCAAGAAAAUGAAGAAAGACAAAAAGCUACCCGGAGAGACGUAUGCCCAACGUGCUAUGGAUGUGGACGAGCCUCGACCCUCUUUCGAGUCAAGGGCUGCGCGAGACGACAUUCAAAUGACACCAGUGCCCUCUCCCCUUCCACGAGAUGGCGAGCUUGAUGUUCCCGAUCGCCCGACGACAGCUUUCUCUUACGAUGAUGCUAACGGGAAAGCCCCUGCGGAGAAGAAUUUCGGAAGUUUGAUCAACCGCAGCAAUGCAGUAACUGGAAAACCCAGAUUUCAUCAGGAUUAUUGGAAGAAUGUGCAAGUUGGUGAUUUCGUUCGUAUCUACAACGACGAUCAGAUCCCAGCAGACAUUGUGAUUUUAUCUACCUCUGACCCCGACGGAGCUUGCUAUGUUGAAACGAAAAAUUUGGAUGGAGAGACGAACUUAAAGGUACGACAUGCUCUUCGUAGUGGCCGAAGCAUUAAACACGCUCGUGAUUGUGAAAGAACGGAGUUUACUAUCGACAGCGAAGCACCACACCCUAAUCUUUACCAAUACAGUGGUGUGGCUCGUUGGACGCAAUACAAUGGAAAAGAUGGACCAGGCGAGGACAUGGUUGAGCCGAUCUCGAUUAAUAACUUGCUUCUCCGUGGAUGCAAUCUCAGGAAUACAGAUUGGAUUCUCGGAGUUGUCGUAUUUACCGGUUUUGAUACCAAGAUCAUGUUGAACUCUGGAAUCACUCCAAGUAAACGCUCACGCAUCGCCCGGGAACUCAAUUGGAAUGUCGUUUACAAUUUCAUUCUUCUUUUCACCAUUUGUUUCGCUUCUGGUCUUGUCGAAGGUAUCAUUUGGGGACAAGGCAACAAUACCAUUGAUCUAUUCGAAUUUGGUUCCAUUGGUGGAACCCCGGCACUUGACGGUUUCAUCACUUUUUGGGCUGCUCUUAUUCUUUUCCAGAAUUUGGUACCAAUUUCAUUGUACAUCACGAUUGAAAUUAUCAAGACUUGCCAGGCGUUCUUCAUCUACAGCGACAGCGAAAUGUAUUACGACAAACUCGAUUAUCCUUGUACGCCUAAAUCGUGGAAUAUUUCUGAUGAUUUGGGACAGAUCGAGUAUAUCUUCUCUGACAAAACUGGAACUUUAACACAGAACGUCAUGGAAUUCAAAAAGGCCAGCAUCAACGGAGUUCCCUACGGAGAAGCAUACACUGAAGCCCAGGCUGGUAUGCAAAAGCGUCAAGGUAUUGAUGUAGAAAAAGAAGGUGCAAGGGCUAAACAGCAGAUUGCUGCAGCGCGUGCUAAAAUGCUGGUCGAUGUUAGAAAACUUCAUGACAAUCCGUACCUCCAUGAUGAUGAUCUGACUUUCAUUGCUCCUGAUUUCGUUACCGAUCUCGCUGGUGAAAGUGGUAAGGAGCAACAAGACGCCAAUUAUCAAUUCAUGUUAGCUCUCGCUCUUUGUCACUCGGUUAUUUCAGAAACCACACCGGGCGAUCCUCCCAAGAUUGAAUUCAGAGCUCAGUCGCCUGAUGAAGCAGCAUUGGUUGCUACUGCCCGUGAUGUUGGUUUCACUGUUCUCGGAAACUCGCCAAAUGGUAUUUUGUUAAACAUUCAAGGUGAAGAUAGAGAAUAUAGGGUUCUAAAUCAACUCGAAUUCAAUUCGACCAGAAAGAGAAUGAGUGCAAUUAUCCGUAUGCCAGACAACAGAAUCAUACUCUUCUGCAAAGGUGCAGAUAGUAUAAUAUAUUCUCGCUUAAAGCGAGGAGAACAACCAGAGUUGCGUCGUACGACAGCGGAACAUCUGGAGAUGUUUGCAAGAGAAGGUUUACGUACUCUUUGCAUCGCGCAAAGAGAGCUUGGUGAGCAAGAAUAUCAAGAUUGGAACCGCGAGCAUGAGAUCGCGGCUGCUGCCAUCCAGGACCGUGAAGAUAAGCUGGAAGCAGUAUCAGAUAUGAUUGAACGUGAUCUCACCCUUCUUGGAGGUACAGCUAUUGAGGAUCGACUGCAAGAGGGCGUGCCUGAUACCAUCGCACUUCUCGCCGAAGCCGGUAUUAAGCUCUGGGUUCUUACUGGUGACAAAGUCGAGACCGCCAUCAACAUCGGGUUCUCGUGCAACUUACUCAACAAUGACAUGGAACUUAUUGUCUUCAAGAUUGAGGAUGAACAGGUUUCUACCGCUGAAGCAGAACUUGACAAGCACUUGGCAGCUUUUAAACUCACCGGUUCCGACGCGGAGCUCAAAGCCGCCAAGAAGAACCACGAGCCACCGGCACCAACUCAUGCUAUUGUCAUUGAUGGCGACUCUCUUAAACUUGUUUUAGACGACUCAUUGCGACAAAAAUUCCUUCUCUUGUGUAAAGAGUGCAAGUCAGUUCUCUGUUGUCGAGUCAGUCCUGCUCAAAAAGCUGCAGUUGUGGCAAUGGUCAAGGGCGGUUUGGACGUUAUGACUUUGUCUAUUGGUGAUGGCGCAAAUGAUGUUGCUAUGAUCCAAGAGGCAGACGUUGGAGUUGGUAUUGCUGGUGAAGAAGGAAGACAAGCUGUGAUGUCCUCUGAUUAUGCUAUUGGUCAAUUCCGUUUCUUGCAGCGACUUGUGUUGGUCCAUGGACGAUGGUCAUAUCGCAGAUUGGGAGAAACCAUUGCCAACUUUUUCUACAAGAACGUCGUAUGGACUUUUACAAUUUUCUGGUAUCAGAUCUUCGCCAACUUCGACAUGACAUAUCUUUACGAUUACACUUACAUCCUCUUGUUCAACUUGGCUUUUACAUCCGUGCCUGUCAUCUUCAUGGGUGUUUUGGAUCAAGAUGUUUCAGACAAGGUCUCUCUUGCGGUUCCCCAGCUCUAUAGACGAGGCAUUGAGCGAAAAGAAUGGACUCAAAAGAAGUUUUGGCUUUACAUGGCCGAUGGCUUGUACCAAUCUGUCAUAAUUUUCUUCAUGGCAUAUUGCUUGUUUGACUCUGGCACUUUUGUUACUUCAAGCGGCCAAAACAUCGAUGACCGAGAGCGAUUUGGAGUUUACGUAGCACCUGCAGCCGUCGUCGCCAUCAACGUAUACAUCCUAAUCAAUACCUAUCGUUGGGAUUGGCUCAUGGUCCUUCUUGUCACCAUAAGUAUUCUCUUGGUUUGGUUUUGGACUGGCGUUUAUUCAUCUUUCACCUCGUCGGACUACUUCUACAAAGCCGCUGCCCAAAUUUUCGCACAAGCCACCUUCUGGGCCGUCACCUGUCUUUCUGUAGUCAUCGCCCUUUUACCACGAUUUGCUAUCAAGGCUGUGCAAAAAGUUUACUUCCCAUACGACGUCGACAUUAUCCGCGAGCAAGUUCGCCAAGGCAAGUUUGAUUAUCUUGAUAAGUCCGAUGAGCGCAUGGACACAAUGUCCAAGGAUGGUUCAUCGGCAUCUUCUUCUGAGAUCACGAAGCCGAGUAAGCACAUCCACUAUCCGAGCAUUGAUGAAGACCAACGACCCAUUUACCCUCCUUCAGUUGCUCCGACGAACACCACACACAAUCCUCGAAGUCAAAACGGUAGCGACGGAACCGACUUUACAAGACAUAGAGGUUCGAUGGACCAACUUGGUCCUCGGGUCUCCGUUGACAGGCCACGACCCUCCUUCGAUAGACUGCGAACGUCGUGCGAUCGAGUUAGACCAAGUUUUGAGGCUAGUAACGACUUUACUUCGGCAGCCCUUUUAACACGCUUAGAAUCAAGUCAAUCAUUUGGGCCGCUAAGAAGUAGGAGGAACGAAGACAUUUCACAAUGAUACCCGAAUAUCAUAUUCACUCUUUUCCGAACCGGGAGACUGCGACGAACUGUACCAUACAUUUUCCUUUUCUUUUGUUGAUACAGGAGAUAUUAAGCAUAAUGAUCUGCAGGAGCGAUCUACGACCUUUGUGUUCUACAUUUGGUUUUCUUUUGCAUUGGUGUUAUAGGCGUUUUAAAUGACAUGAAAAGGCACUAGGCCAUAUUAUCUUAUUUUGUUUUUGCUUUCCAAGUUCUUUUUGCUGGCGAGGGCAUGUUGGUUUUGGAAGAUAGUUCUAGAUCUUCACUUCUGAUGGUGUAUACUCAGCAGUGAUAGUAGGAUCCGUGGUCCAUUUGUAUAUAGCGAUUGCAAAGCAAACAAGUGCACAGAGCUUCAAUAUAGAGAGCAGUAUAAUCUAACUUAUCAUUUAUAUACCUUGAUGAUUGUUGUGACUUGGCCUGCCUUAAGCCACGAAAAUUGUAGAUUGUAGGAUGAUUGUACUGUCUCCAUUUGUGAUUUAAUAUGAGCUUCAUUGGACUUCUGAA
Botrytis deweyae is the source of this 6147-nucleotide messenger RNA. RefSeq lists its product as uncharacterized. The record is from RefSeq and is a predicted model, not a curated record. Bases 1172 to 5623 code for a protein of 1483 amino acids. The transcript is spliced from 3 exons. Gene Ontology annotation, molecular function: ATP binding; magnesium ion binding; ATPase-coupled intramembrane lipid carrier activity. Lineage: Eukaryota; Fungi; Ascomycota; Leotiomycetes; Helotiales; Sclerotiniaceae. Gene Ontology annotation, biological process: phospholipid translocation. Gene Ontology annotation, cellular component: plasma membrane.